AAUUUUGGUGCCUUUAGAAUAACAAAAAAAAAUUAUAAUCUUUUAAUCGAAGAGAAUUUCGACAAAUAUGUUUUUCUAAAUAAAAAACUAUGUUGCAGACAAUGAUUGUUUUAUUAUUAUAUAAAUUUCAAAAAUUGUUUAACAAAGAAAUAAAGUUAGAAUGAGAAAUGAUUGAAAGAGUUUCUAAACGAGCGUUUACUGGCUCCAGCGGAACGUAUCAUGUACGUGCCUCGGAACUUGCCGUUAUUCGCGAUCGACGGCUUAAAGUUAUUGGUCUUACUGUUGUAUUUCUAGAUGGAUCGACAAAUGUAUUCACUGUUGAGAAACGUGCAAAAGGUUCAGUUUUAUUAAACCAAGUGUAUCAACAUUUAGAAUUGUAUGAAAAAGAUUAUUUUGGUCUUCAAUAUUUCCCUAAUGGGGUAACAAAUGACACUUCAAAUUAUGAUAACAUUCGAUGGUUGGAUCCAACAAAAAGUAUUAAAAAACAGUUAAAUGGACGAACUCAAUUAUAUUUUCGAGUAAAAUUUUAUGUAUCCGAUCCAAGUAAAUUAAUUGAAGAAUUUACCCGUUAUCAAUUUUAUUUACAAAUUCGUACAGAUAUUGCAUGUAAAAAAUUAUUGUUGCCACCUAGUACAGCUUGUCUUCUAGCGUCGUAUAUGGCCCAGUCCGAAAUUGGUGACUAUCAUCCUGACGAGCAUGGCCCAAAUUAUUUAUCCGAAUUAAAAUUAAUACCUGAUCAAACUGAAGAUAUGGAACGGAAAAUAUGUGAACUUCAUAAAUUACAUAAAGGUCAGUCACCAGCUGAUGCUGAAUUCAAUUUUUUGGAUCAUGCAAAACGUUUAGACAUGUAUGGUGUCGAAUUACAUCAUGCACAAGACUCAGCUAACAAAGACAUACAACUAGGUGUCACAGCAAUUGGACUUGUUGUCUUCCAAAAUAAUAUUCGAAUAAAUACAUUUUCAUGGUCGAAAAUUGUUAAAAUAUCAUUUAAACGUAAACAAUUUUUUAUACAACUCCGUAGAGAACCGUCCGAAUCGUACGAUACAAUAUUAGGUUUUAACAUGCAUUCAAAUCGUUCAGCAAAAACAUUAUGGAAGGCGUGCGUUGAGCAUCACACAUUUUUUCGUUUACAUUCGCCACAUUUACGUGUACGCCGUUUUCCAUUAUCGUUGGGAUCUCGAUUCCGAUAUUCUGGUCGUACUGAAUCACAGACCGUGGAACAGGGUAAAUUGCGUUCACGCACUCCAUCACGUCCAUUUACACGAUCACCAAAUAAAAUUGCAACAAUUAUUAUACCAACCGUUACUCAAGUGGAAGAAACUAAAACUACAACAACAAAAACAAGUAGCUCUAGAUCACCGUGGUGCGAUAAUAAGGUGACAUCAUUAGGAUCGCGUGAACCUCGAAAAGCAUGGGAAGAUUCAAUACAGAUGUCAGAUGAUGAAGGAGGAUUUUUAGAACCACCUCCUUGUGUGACUACUGAUGAUACUCAAGCAUUUUCACCCCCAGCAAGUCGAAUAUUGGGUUAUGCUGAUGAUGAAGUUCAACCGAAUGGAUUAUACGAUACCCCACCUUAUAGCCUUAGUAGUUCUCCAGUGCCUACCGAUGGUUUGUUAAGUGUUAAAUUGACACCAGAUGAACAAGGCCGUUUUGGUUUCAAUGUUCGUGGUGGUUCUGAACACGACAUGCCAAUUUUAGUCUCACGUGUUGCCCCCAAUACACCCGCCGAUCGAUGUAUACCGAAGUUACGUGAAGGUGAUCAGUUGUUAUUGAUUAAUGGUCACGAUGUCACAAAUGCAUCACACAGUGCAGUUGUUUCGUUAAUUCGAGCUGCACGCGAUGGUAAAGGCGAACUUGUUUUAACAGUACGUCCUUUACCAAGUCCUGAAACAAUUAAAACGGGCUUAGAAGAACCACCGUAUUGUUAUGUACCUGAAAGUCCACAAGGCAUAUUAUUGGAUGAUAAUCGUCAGAUUAAUGUUUUGGAACAAUCGAUGUUGUUAUUGGCUGAUGGUUUAGCAAGUGGAGCUUUGAUCAAUCACUAUGAACAAUUGUAUAGAAGACAUCCAGAAUUGACUUGUAAUGAGGCACGACGUCCAGAGAAUGUUGAUAAGAAUCGUUACCGUGAUAUAUCACCAUAUGACGUAACACGUGUUGUAUUACGUAAUGGAGUUAAUGGCGAUUACAUCAAUGCUAAUUACGUUGAUAUGCAAAUUACAGGUACCGAUAUUGUAAAUCGUUAUAUAGCAACACAAGGCCCAUUAAGUACAACCGUGGAUGAUUUUUGGGAAAUGGUUUUAGAAACAGAUUGCUCAUUAAUUGCAAUGUUAACAACAUUAGUGGAACGUGGACGUGUGAAAUGUCAUCAGUAUUGGCCAAAUGUUGGUAGUAUAUUAACUUAUAGACACAUGAAAAUUACAUGUAAUGUGGAAACAUUUGAUGUCACAAAUAGUUAUGUGUUUCGAGAGUUGAAUUUACAUGAUAGUAUUACGAAUGUUAGUCGGACUAUUACACAUAUGCAGUAUUUAGCAUGGCCGGAUCAUGGUGUACCAGAUGAUACAGAACGCUUUUUACAAUUUACACAUCGUGUACGUGAAACACGUAAUCAAGAUCCAAAAACAUCGGUAAUUGUACAUUGUUCAGCGGGUAUUGGUCGUACAGGUGUAUUAAUAUUAAUGGAUACCGCUAUGUGCCUUGUGGAAGCGAAUCAACCUGUAUAUCCAUUAGAUAUUGUACAAACAAUGCGUGAUCAACGUGCUAUGAUGAUCCAAAAUGCGAGUCAAUAUCGAUUUGUAUGCGAAUGUAUUUGUGCGGCAUUCAGUCGUGGCGAAAUUAAACCAAGAAAAAAUGAUACCAGUUAAAAAAAGUUUUAAUUCUUGGUAAUAAUAUUUGUAAAAUUUGAUUUUUAAUCCAAAUAUUAUUUCUUGUAGUAGCCAAUGAUUGAUUUAAUUUUUGAAAAUAAUAUAUUUAUAUUAUGCGUUGUACGGAGUUUAGUUCAUGAUGUACUAAUUUAUAUAGAUAAUCCUGGGAGUAGUUUUCUAAGUCUUUUAUAAAUCUUGUUUUGAUUAAUUUCUCAUAUCGAUUUUCCGUCCGUAUUAUUUACAGGGUUUAUAUUUAUACAGUUUUACGACAGAUUUUCUUUCAUAUAGCACCAUUAUUGGUUGCUGUACUUUCGUUGCGAUUAUUUUUUACAAGUCUUUACA
Messenger RNA from Chrysoperla carnea, 3203 nucleotides. RefSeq names its product tyrosine-protein phosphatase non-receptor type 4 (gene Ptpmeg). The transcript is spliced from 10 exons. Gene Ontology annotation, molecular function: protein tyrosine phosphatase activity; protein binding. Gene Ontology annotation, biological process: protein dephosphorylation. The record is from RefSeq and is a predicted model, not a curated record. NCBI's taxonomy places the organism in Eukaryota, Metazoa, Arthropoda, Insecta, Neuroptera, Chrysopidae. Gene Ontology annotation, cellular component: cytoskeleton. Bases 168 to 2861 code for a protein of 897 amino acids.